AUGGGCCUUGCUCUUCACAACUCGCCUGUCGACCUGGCCUUCGCGGCCAAGCACUUCCCUAUCACCUGCCCCCGUCCCACCGCCAUCCGCAAGCCCCGAUCCGCUCACCCCAAGGCUGUCGCCCGCGCCCUCCUCGAGCGUGGCUUCGCCCCCGAAGACCUCCCUGUUCUCUCCCGCGAAGCCCACGUCCACGUCCCUCGCCGUAACGACCACCGCGCCCGCCGUCACCACGGCGCCGCCCCCGACUCGGACCACGACGGCAUCCGCCUUGCCCGCAGUACCGUUCCCCUACCGAGCGACGGCUCACGCGACCGCGUCCCCUCGCUCGAGCGCCAGAACGCCUUCUGGGACCCCCGCACCACGAAGCGCUCCUCUGUGGCCGUUGCCGCUGCCGCUGCCGCGAGGCUCGUCGGCGACGAUGACGAUGCUGACGUCGCCGAGCUCUACAGGCUCGGUCUCCUCUACGAUGACGACCACACGCGGGGUGCCGGCUUUGGCCUAGACGCCAUUGUCCGCGACGAGCCCGUCUACUCCAUCACAACGCGCGCUGCCUCGCACCGCCGGGCCACCAAGCGCAACCAUCGUGGUGCCGCGGCCACGCGCAGCAGGGCGUCCACGACCGAGAGCCUGGCGCUGCAGAUGGACUGGGACUUCACGGGGCUCGAGGACGACGACGAUGUGGCGCGCUAUCUGCUCUCCGAGUCCCGCGAGGUGGCCGCCGCCGCCGAGGGUCGUCACAGGCGGGGCUACCGCACCGUCUGGCGGUCCCUGCCGGCCAUCGAUGAGCCGGCUGCCGGACAUACGCCUGAGCUGAUCCCCGACGAGGCCGAGGAGGAGGAGAGCGACGAGAGGCCUGAGCGUGACGUGGACAAUGAGCUUGACGACGAGACGGAGUGGGCUGUCCUGCCGCGCGAGCGAGACGCAGACGAUGUGGCGACGACGACCGUGAUAGAGGACGCUGCCACCGGAGUUUGGAUCGUGUUGGGAGAUGGCUCGUAA
Messenger RNA from Verticillium alfalfae VaMs.102, 999 nucleotides. RefSeq lists its product as hypothetical. Bases 1 to 999 code for a protein of 332 amino acids. The transcript has a single exon. The record is from RefSeq and is a predicted model, not a curated record. Lineage: Eukaryota; Fungi; Ascomycota; Sordariomycetes; Glomerellales; Plectosphaerellaceae.